AGGAAGGGGCUGCCUGUGCCCGCAAAGGCACAGGGGAGGGAAGAGGGAGGACGGGAAGGUGUCGCAAUCCCCAGGCCCCCGGCCUGUCAUUAAUGACAGGGCUGGGGAAAGAAGCCCGACUGUGGCCCAUUUCAGGAACUUGCCUUGAAGAGUGGAGAGCAGGAGGCCAGGCACGCCUGCCACGGGCUCCAGCAUGGGGAGACUGAGACUCGGAAGAGUGAAGUAACUUGUCCAAGGUCACAAAGCUGGUGAGCACCAAGUUGGCGCUAUGGCAGGGCUGGAAGCCUGCACCCUGACCAAAGUUGCCCUGAUCAUCCUGCUGCUGCCCGGAAGCUGGGAGGAGUGUGGGCACAUCAGCCUCUCGGCCCCCAUUGUCCACCUGGGGGACCCCAUCACAGCCUCCUGCAUUAUCAGCCAGAACUGCAGCUUCCUGGACCCGGAACCACAGAUUCUCUGGAAAUUGGGAGCAGAGCAGCAGCCUGGGGGGAGGCAGCAGCGCCUGCCUGAUGGAACCCAGAAGUCCACCAUCACCCUGGCCCACCUCAACCACAGUCAGGCCUUCCUCUCCUGCUGCCUGCGCUGGGGCAACAGCCUGCAAGUCCUGGACCAAGCUGAGCUGCGGGCAGGCUACCCUCCUGCCGUACCCUCCAACCUAUCCUGCUUCAUGAACCUCACGACCAACAGUCUCACCUGCCAGUGGGAGCCAGGACCCGACACCCACCUGCCCACCAACUUCACCCUAAAGAGCUUCAAGAGCCGGAGCAACUGUCAGACCCAGGAGGACUCCAUCCCGGACUGCGUGCCUGAGGAUGGGCAGAGCUCCUGCUCCAUCCCCCGCAAACACCUGCUCUUGUACCAGAAUAUGGUCAUCCAAGUGCAGGCAGAGAAUGCGCUGGGGACCAGCCUGUCCCCAAAGCUGUGCCUUGAUCCCAUGGAUGUUGUGAAACUGGAGCCCCCUACACUGUGGGCCGUGGCCCCACGUCAGCCAGGCUGCCUGUGGCUACACUGGGAGCCAUGGAAGCCGAGCCUGUUCAUGGACCAGAAGUGUGAGCUGCGCCUCCGGCCACAGCGUGGAGAGGCCAACUGGACUCAGGUGGCCACGCUGCCCUCAAGCAUCCUCCAGCAUGAGCUCUGUGGGCUCCCUCCAGCCACAGCCUACGCCCUGCAGGUGCGCUGCAUCCGCUCUCACCUGCCCGGCCACUGGAGCCGCUGGAGCCCCAGCCUGGAGCUGAGAACGGAUGACAUCCCUAAACAUGGGCUCUCCUACUGUGGGAUGCAUAACCACAAUAUCAGCCCACCCCUCACCAGACUCCAAGCCACAGCCAGAGACCCUCACAGCCUCUGGGUGCACUGGGAGCCCCCCAGCCCUCAGCCUCAGGGCUAUCUGAUAGAGUGGGGCCCGGGUCCCCCCAGCCCCAGCAGCAGCAAUAAGAGCUGGAAGAUGGAAUUUGACGAGAACAUCACGGGGACCGUGCUGCAGGAGAACAUCAGGCCCUUUCAGCUCUAUGAGAUCACUGUGACGCCCCUAUACCAAGGCACCGGGGGACCCUCCAAGCAAAUCUACGCCUACUCCCAAGAGAUGGCCCCCUCCCGUGCCCCAAGGCUCCAUCUAAAGCACAUUGGCAAGACCUGGGCACAGCUGGAGUGGGUACCUGAGCCCCCUGAGCUGGGGAAGAGCCCACUCACCCACUACACCAUCUUCUGGACCAAUCUCCAGGACCAGUCCUCCUCCACCAUCCUGAAUGCCUCCUCCCGUGGCUUUGUCCUCCAUGACCUGAAACCCGCAAGUUUGUACCACGUCCACCUCAUGGCUGCCAGCCAGGCUGGGACCACCAACAGUACAGGCCUCACCCUGAUGACCUUGGCCUUAGGGGAGUCAGAGCUGUACAUCUUCCUAGGCCUGUCUGGCCUCCUGGUUUUGUCCAUCUGCCUCUGUAGAACUGCCUGGGUCUACUGCAGCCCCAGCAGGAAGAAUCCCCUCUGGCCAAGCGUGCCAGACCCAGCCCACAGCAGCCUGGGCUCCUGGGUGCCCACCAUCAUGGCAGAGGAGACCUUCCAGCUGCCCAGUCUUUGGGACCCUGGCAUGCCAACCAUCACCAAGAUCACCGUGCUGGAUGAAGAGGAGAAGAAGCCAGGGCCCUGGGAGUCCAGUGACAGCUCAGAGACCUGUGGCCUCCCCACCCUGGUCCAGGCCUAUGUGCUCCAGGGGGACCCAAGGGCAGUUUCCACACAGUCCCAGCCCCAGUCUGGCACCAGUGACCAGGUCCUUUAUGGGCAGGUGCUGGGCAGCCCCACCAGUCCAGAGCCUGGGCACUACCUCCGCUGUGACUCCACCCAGCCUCUCUUAGGGGGCCUCACCCCAAGUCCUAAGUCCUAUGAGAAUCUUUGGUUCCAGACCAGCCCCCUAGGGACCCCAGUGCCCCCACCCCAAAGCCAGGAGAACGACUGUGUCUUUGGGCCACUGGUUGACUUCCCCCUCUUGCAGGGACUCCAGGUCCAUGGGAUAGAAGAACUAGAGAGCUUUUAAGGCUCCCUGAGUCUCCCCACCUGGGCCUGCCUCUUUAAGGGCCUGGACUAUCCAGAGGAAGGGUCAAUAAAUCCAUUCAUCCCUAAAAACUACCUAGCCCCAGGAAAGGGCCCCCUGUCCCUCUCUUUCCCCCAAGUGACCAUGUCCCAGGCCACCUGCAUACUUUAAAAACCAGAUAACACUCUGUUCCCCGCCCCCCGACCCUCUAGCUUUUUGUGCUUAUUUUCUGUAAUAAUCGUCGUUUAAAUUUUUUUAUUUUUA
This is a messenger RNA of Ictidomys tridecemlineatus (thirteen-lined ground squirrel), 2788 nucleotides long. The record is from RefSeq and is a predicted model, not a curated record. NCBI's taxonomy places the organism in Eukaryota, Metazoa, Chordata, Mammalia, Rodentia, Sciuridae.